AUGGCUUCGACUAUCCUCUUGAUUCUAACAAUUUUUAUUAGUUCCAUAACUUCUGGAGCUACAUCUCGUGGUGGCCUUUUUGAAACUUCUGCCGUGGAGAAACAUGAGCAAUGGAUGGCUCGAUUUCAUCGUGUUUACUCCGAUGAACCCGAAAAAAGAAAUAGGUUUCACAUCUUCAAGAAGAAUUUGGAGUUUGUCCAGCGCUUCAACAUGAAUAAGAACUCAACGUUUAUGUUGGAUGUCAACGAGUUCUCUGAUCUGACUGACGAAGAAUUUCGGGCCACACACACAGGACUAGUUGUGCCAGAAGGUAUAAACAAAAUUUCAACAUUGGAGUCAAGACUAGUUGUGCCAUUUAGAUAUGAAAAUGUUAGUGAUACCAGCGAGAGCUUGGAUUGGAGACAAGAAGGGGCCGUUACACCCGUUAGGUAUCAAGGCACAUGCGGAGGAUGUUGGGCGUUUUCCGCUGUGGCUGCCGUGGAAGGCAUUACAAAGAUUGCUAAAGGCAAGCUUGUAACGUUAUCAGAGCAACAACUCUUAGACUGUGCCACAGACUACAAUCAAGGAUGUGUCGGAGGAAUAAUGUCGAAAGCUUUCGAGUACAUAAUCAGAAACCAAGGCAUCACCACAGAGGAUAACUAUCCAUACCAAGCAUCACAACAAACUUGUCAUCCGACCACACAAUCAUUGGCUUUCCCGGCUGCUACGAUCAGUGGAUACGAGACCGUUCCGAUGAAUAACGAAGAAGCUUUGCUAAAGGCGGUUUCUCAACAACCUGUUUCCGUGGGGAUAGAAGGGACCGGAGCUGCGUUUAGGCACUACUCGGGCGGGAUAUUUGAUGGAGAGUGUGGGACGGAUUUGCAUCACGCGGUCACGAUUGUUGGUUAUGGAAUGAGUGUAGAAGGGACUAAGUAUUGGGUGGUGAAGAAUUCAUGGGGGCAAACGUGGGGAGAAAAUGGUUACAUGAGGAUCAAGAGAGACGUCGUUGAUGCACCACAAGGAAUGUGUGGUUUGGCCAUGCUUGCUUUCUAUCCACUUGCUUGA
Microthlaspi erraticum is the source of this 1044-nucleotide messenger RNA. Lineage: Eukaryota; Viridiplantae; Streptophyta; Magnoliopsida; Brassicales; Brassicaceae. The record is from the annotation of a GenBank genome assembly.